This is a messenger RNA of Colletotrichum paranaense, 270 nucleotides long. RefSeq lists its product as uncharacterized. The record is from RefSeq and is a predicted model, not a curated record. The transcript has a single exon. NCBI's taxonomy places the organism in Eukaryota, Fungi, Ascomycota, Sordariomycetes, Glomerellales, Glomerellaceae. Bases 1 to 270 code for a protein of 89 amino acids.
AUGCUGCGCUCUGUGUCCAAAGCCCCCCAGUGCCUCCCCCCUGUACUCUUCGGACGUACCUCGCAUGUACCUUUUCUUUGGCAACUUUGGUUUUCUUUCACUCCUUCACUUUUAGCGCGCUGUCUGAGCGGGAUCAUCUGGCUUUGGCGUUCUCUCUCUGGUCUAUCUUCUCUUGCUGUCUUUUGUUUCUACAGUCUAAUCUUCGCACACCCCCUACAAGUCUCGAUCCCCGGGAGCAUUGCUUUCCGUACGAUGGCAAGUAUUAGCUAG